Molecule: messenger RNA, 1796 nt
Organism: Bradysia coprophila
Lineage: Eukaryota; Metazoa; Arthropoda; Insecta; Diptera; Sciaridae
Source: RefSeq, a predicted model, not a curated record
UUUGAAAUAUAACUGCAACGCGUUGGCAAAGUUUAUUGAACAUCGAGUGAAAUUUGAGUAUAUCUAAAUUGGAAAAACCUAUCCUGAGAAGUGAAUAGUUGAAAAGCCAACAGUAUAUCAACCAUAUAUGAUGGUGCAGACUGAAGAAGUUGCAGAGCGUGCUGCAAAUGACCAGGUCAAAGAAUGCAACGACGAAACAGAACCCUACAGAGUUCUCACUUCGGGAUUGAAGCGUACCUUGCAUGGCACGAUCUACCAAUUGAAAAUCUUGAUGCUAGUUGUAAUGCGUGCAAAAAUAGAAAAAUAUGAGACCUUCUACCUGGCAACGGAAAUGGAUAUGGCAGACAAAUUCGAUGAUGUUGUCUUCAAAUUCCAACCCACAGCCAAUGGCGAUUGGUCCUGGCGUUUCAUGCAAGUAAAACACAAAAAUGAUGCCGUCAAAAAUAAAAUCACGUUCGCUGCUCUAACCUCGUCCAAUGACAAUGACUUCAGUCUGCAGAAAUACUUUUUGUCCUUCUGUAAGAUCAACAGCAAUGAAUUCUUCAAAGGAGAGCUACAAGACUUCUUAAUCAUCACUAACAUCGGGUUCGACGAGGGUGAAGAAACGAAGAAUUUAUUCUUAUCAACUGACGAUUUGAACAAAGACAAAAUUCUGCAUUUCGAAGAAGCCACGAAGUACAAGUUCACCGACCGUGCUAAGGUGGAACUGAGAGAACAGUUCAAAUUAAACUUAUUGAACAGAGCGUACGAAUCGAAACAUGUUGUCCAUCUAAUGGCAAUCCAAGAUACGCUUAAAAAACUAAAAGAUCUACCCAGCAAACAAGCAAUAGAUGCAGCAAACAAAGGUAUUAAAACAUUAAAAAUAGAGUCCACGAGUACAAGUCCAAGAAAAGGUGAAACUAUGAGAGAAAUCCGAAAAAUUAUCGCGCUAUUGAAAGCUUAUACAGACUGUGAUGAAUUGGAAAAGAAAAAAUCGGAGUUAAACAAAACGAAUGGGAAGGGUCAACCGAACUACGAUAAAAAGCUGAUAAUUGCAGCGAUAAAAAAUGUGACAGAUGAGGCUGAUUGUGUACUUUCUAACGUUCGUAAUAAAAAAGAGCGACUUGAAAAGGAACUGGAAACAUACAAUGACUCGAACUCAACUGAAUAUGAGAAACUAAAUAAUGAGAAAGACACUCUUCGCAAAUAUGAGAAGGAUUUUAGAACUGUGAUGGAUGGUAUUUCAAGCUCAAACGAUGCAGAAGAAAUCAAAGCAAUAAUGGUUGGACCCAGUGCAAAAAUGAUUUUGGACAAAUGUCUUAAAGAAAAAAUGAAUUUCGAUGAGUUAAAAGACAAAUUGAUCAAUAAGGUCGAGGAAGUGAUCGAAGAAAUUUCCAUCGUACAUGUGGCAAUGAACACUGACACAUUCGAGAGUUGCUUUGACGACUUCACUGGCAAAUUUUACAUUGUUACGAAUUUCCCAAAUGAAGACCAAUUAGGUCAUCUCAUCGAUAAGGAAUUGAGAAAAAACUUUGCAAUGUUCAAAGGUGAAUUGAUGUACGACUCAUUACAACGGGAAAUGUUGGAUUUUUUCAAAAAUUACCAGGACAAAAAAUCCAAAUUUUAUUCGUGUAAAGAGGCGACACAAUUUUUUAAUUGCAUUAAUAACCAUGAAGAAAAUGUUUUAAAUCUCCAUCUCAAAAAUAUGAGUCUAGGGUAAAGAUGAAUCUGGACAUUUCGGGCAAUUUUUAUAAAGAUUUCGGACAUUUUUUGCAAAAUUUCGUAAUGCUGAAAACAAACGAGCCAUUCAAAACAUG